UUUCCCCUCAGUUGCAUUCAAUCUACUUUGCUCUUCUCAACUCGCCCCUUCAAUGGCCCUCGAUCAUCUCCCCGUCUGCCCUGACUGACGACAACCCCCUGACCAUUCCUGCCGCCACCAAUCCUGUUGAACCCUCCGAACCCAACUUGUUUGCCGCCACCGGUAAACGAUGCCGUCGGAAAAGCCGCCGGUCGAACAGUCGGCCCCUGAUCUCGAGAUCGUCGGGAACCAGCUUACCAUCCACCCGAGCGGAUUCACCGGCGGGCCCGAGCCGCAAGAUGACCAGAUCACCGAGCGCAAUCUCGUGCACCACAUGGCGCGCUUCCGCGAGAACCCCUUCGACUUCCUGCGCGAAGUGAGCCUCUACAUGUCCGGCACCGGGUGGCGCGCCUACGACGACGUGAUCGGCCAGCCCAUCUUCUACAAUGGCUUUUCGGAACGCAUGAAGGCGAACAUCCUCGCCAGUCCCAUGCUGCGCGGGAAGGUCACGGAAUUGGCCGAGGUGCGGCUGGCCGUCGAGGAGAAGGAAGGGUUACUAGAUAUAAGAGAGGGGCCGUUGGACAGGCGCAGAGUGCAGCGUCGGAAUGAACUCGAGAGUAACUUGAAAGAGGUGGUGGAUUCCAUGCUGGAUAAUAUGAUCUGCAAGAUGGAGAGCAAGCGGUUUAUUCGCGGCGCGUACUAUCUGUGUACGCAGCUUCUGACGCGCGCGUAUCAUCAAGGUAUACAUGUGUCGAGCGAAGAGGUCUUGCGGUUACGAUCGGUCGCCGAGGAGGCUUCCAGGAAGAAGCAGUCGACUGUCUUCUUGCCGUGCCACAAGUCCCACGUGGACUACGUUUCUCUGCAGCUUAUUUGCUAUCGUCUGGGAAUUGGCCUUCCGGUGGUGGUUGCCGGUGAUAACCUCAAUAUUCCCAUGCUGGGGCCAUUCUUGCAGCAUGCAGGGGCUAUGUGGAUUCGGAGAAGCUUUGGAAACGACCCGUUGUAUCAUACUGUCGUGCAGGCGUAUAUCGACACGCUUUUGCAGCAGGGGUUCAAUUUCGAGUGUUUCAUCGAAGGUGGAAGAUCUAGAACGGGAAAGCUGUUGUCCCCGAAAUUCGGAAUUCUCAGUUUCAUCCUGGACAGCGUUAUAUCGGGACGUGUUGAUGACACUAUCAUUUGUCCUGUCAGCACGCAGUAUGACAAGGUUAUCGAGACUGAGUCAUAUAUCAGUGAACUGCUCGGCCAACCAAAACCGAAAGAGAACCUUGCAGAUUUCCUGUCCGCAUCUUCUGUCCUCUCGCUACAGCUAGGACGAGUGGAUGUCCGGUUCCACGAGCCGUGGAGUCUCAAAGAGUUCAUUGGUCAGCAAUUGACCCGGUUGCCGAAUCAGAUCGAUCCCAACGGUGGCUCUCAGCCGAAUCAAAAAGAAAGGGGCCGGAUACUUCGUGCCUUGGGCUACCGGGUGCUUUCCGACAUCAACGACGUGUCCGUCAUGAUGCCUACUGCCCUGGUGGGAACUGUUCUGUUGACGCUCCGUGGACGCGGAGUCGGCAAGGGAGAACUGGUACGACGAGUCGAAUGGCUCUGCGAGCGCGUUCGCGGAAAAGGAGGCCGAGUGGCGCAUUUCUAUCGAUAUCCUACGGAAGUGGUCGUUGACCGCGCAAUCGAAGUGUUGGGGCAUCAGAUCGUGGGCGAAAUAGAUGGUCUGGUAGAGCCGACCUACUAUGCCGUGGACCGGUUCCAGCUCUCAUUCUAUCGGAACAUGACCAUCCACUUGUUCAUCACCGAGGCAUUGGUAUCUGCAGCUAUGUACACACGGAUCAAGCAAGGCGGUGGUCCGUCAUACCAACGUAUCACCUAUGCGGAUCUCUUGAGCCAAGUCUCCUUUUUGUCACAGCUCUUCCGCGGAGAAUUCAUCUUCCCACCAGAAGGAUUAACCACCAACCUGGAGCGAACCAUCCAAGGACUCGAAAAAGACGACGUGAUCACCGUCACCCGCGAACCCUCAGGAACGCCCCUUUACGUCGAGCUGAGCGAGUCCGAACGCAAAUGCGGACGAGAGAACUACGACUUCUACUGCUUCCUCAUCUGGCCAUUCAUCGAGGCCUCUUGGCUCGGCACCGUAUCCCUCCUCGGCCUCACCCCUCCCCUCGACGGACCCAAAGAGGUCUGGAUCGACCUGAAAAAGGCCCAAGAUAACGCCCAGCUUCUCGGCAAAACCCUCUACCACCAAGGCGACCUCUCCUACUUCGAAGCCGUCAACAAAGAAACCCUCAAGAACUCCUACCAGCGAUUCGCCGAAGAGGGCAUCAUCCUUGUCGUGAGGGGCAAGGAAUCCCGCGCCUCGCCCGUCAUGCGCAUCGCUCCGGAAUGGGCCCCCGAGCGAGACCCCGCCACUGGAAACAUCCUGGCCCGAGGCCGUCUAUGGGACUUUAUGGAGCUGAUCGCCCAAUCUCGACGUGAAGGCAAAAACCGCCGCGACGGCGCAACCGUCUCCUCGCGCGUACUCCUCAUGUCUGACGCCGUCGGCCGGAUCUUGUUCCAGAGCGCGGCGAGCCCGAACCCCGAGGAUAGCGUGGAUGUGUCGUCGCGACAGAAACGCAGGAAGGAUAUCACGACGGGGUCGAAGUUGUGAUAGAUUUCUGCGUUUAUAUGCUCCCUUCCUACCCGCCCUGUUGGUCUUUAGAUCUGAUCUGAUCUGAUCGGAAUACUGAUCCUGGUUUUGGAUUUGGCUGACAGGCGUGUUUACUUUUUACUUUUGUUUCUGGUUUGCUGUGUAUACCCUACGAACAUUUUAUAUCCAUACCCAUUCUUGUUUUGUUAUCAUACCCCUCGAGAAUUCUACAGCUGCAUUGUUUAGACACCUCAAUACUUCAAUUCUUCCGUUUUCAAUCUACCCCUCGCUACUUUCUAGGCGCCCUGAGCUGGUCACGUCACUAAAUAGAGC
Aspergillus steynii IBT 23096 is the source of this 2923-nucleotide messenger RNA. Its product is annotated as lysophospholipid acyltransferase family protein. NCBI's taxonomy places the organism in Eukaryota, Fungi, Ascomycota, Eurotiomycetes, Eurotiales, Aspergillaceae. Gene Ontology annotation, cellular component: mitochondrial membrane. The coding region runs from base 170 to 2611 and encodes 813 amino acids. The transcript has 7 exons. The record is from RefSeq and is a predicted model, not a curated record.